AUGGGUAUUAUCCGGCAAAAGAACAUUCUUAGUAUAAACCCAAUCGCUACUACUUUCUCUGGUACAAGUAUUUUCCAUCUUAAACCUUCCCCUCUUCCUAUACCAAAUCCCAUUAGUAUUCAUAACCUAAAUCUACUCAAAACAGAAGCAUACACUACCAAAUGGCAAAUUAUAACUACAACUAUUCCGGCUUAUGCUUCACGUCUUCGAGUUCUUUUUACUGCCGAUCCGUCUACCUUAUCUUUAUUAUUUGUUCCCUUUCCUUCGGCUGAAUUUAUUGGUACAAAUCGGCCCUUUCCACUCUUUCCUUGGGUACCUGGUGCUUUACCAGAUACGGAUAUGCUUUAUAUUCUUCCUUCUACGCCUGGUUUGACUUUACUUUCCUCGGGUAGUCUAGUAGGAAUUUCAGAUGGGGGAACAACUAAGACUUAUCAUUACUUUAUACCUCGGGCCUUACCUGAAUCGGUUCUCUUUGCAGGGGGAGUACUAGGCGUAGGGAGUUUAGGCCGGACUUCUUUAUUUUUGCCGCGGCACUUAGAAGAUAGAUUAGGAUCUGGUCGGAAAGAGGCUUUAGAGAUAGUUAAGGCGGCUUUGAAUGCUGCAGCUGUAGCUUUAGAUGUUAAAGUACCCCAAUUGAACUUGUUCUUUAGUAGUUGUGAGAUAGAGGAUGUUUUUGGACCGGGUUUAGGUAUAUUUAAUCUAUCACAGAUAAUGGCCCCAAGUGCAUUGGAUCAGUGUAUGUCUUCUGUUCGUGGUUUAACUAGGGCUGUAGCUGCUCAGUACUUUAGAGCUGCAGCUGCUCCUGGUGAUGUUUGGCUUUAUGUGGGGUUUAGAGAGUAUUUAGCAGCUACUUUAGCUGAGUUGUUUUUAGGUAGUAAUGAAUUACGUCAUGAACAUUAUCGUAAUAUAACUUAUUUAUCACAAGCAGAUAUAGAAGAGGCACCUUUAUCUUCAUUAGAAAGAAGUACAAGUACCUUUAGUAGUUCUUUCUUUAUCUGUAAAUCUGGGACUUUAAUCCGGACUUUAGAGUAUAACUUAACUCGAGCCUUUAUGCAGAAGAUUAUGCGAGAGAUAAUCACAACUAAUCAAUCAGAAGAUAAUCAAUUAGUACCUAAUUCUAAUCUAUCUACUGGUAAGUGUUUAGGCUUACCAGAGACAGAAGAACCACAACCUACCAAUGAGUCUUUAGACCUAUCCGACUCAAACUCACCACCUGCCAAUCACCCUGAGUCAUCUAAUCACCUUGAGACAUCCACUCAACCCAACACCAACUCCACUCAACCCAACACCAACUCUACUUUAACCCAUUUAGAACCUAUUACAACGGCUGAUUUAAUCAGAAUUAUUCGAGCAACAACGGGUAAGGAUUUACGCCAUUUAUUUGAUGCUUUUGUCUUUCAUGCGGGUAUUCCGACUAUUUCCUUACAAGUUGAUCAGAGUCCGCGUGGGUUUUCAGUGGCUUUAAGAUUGCGUAUGCAUUCGGUCCAUCCUGAAGCUUUACGCAACUUAUCUGGGAAGAUUACUUUACGUGUUUAUGAAGCUGAAGCAGUUACAGAUCAUGCUUUACCCUUAGGUACUGCUCCGGCUGUUCAUGAUCUAGGACCACCUCGUACACCUCGGAAACGUAAGCCGGAUGAAACUCCAGCCGUUCUCUGGGUAAGGGCUGAUCCGGGUCUGGAAUGGAUGAAGAUUGCCGUAGUAGAACAAGCUGAUUUCAUGGCGGCUGAACAACUAGUUAGUGAGAAGGAUGUUUAUGGACAAAUGGAAGCUUUAGCUUCUUUACAGAAGAAUCCGAGUGAAUCGGUUUGUGGUGUACUAGAAAGAGUAAUGGAUUCAGCCCAGACAUUUUAUCGGGUUAGUAUUGGGGCGGGUAUAGUCCUAGUUCAGGCCCUUAAUGAAGAAACGGGCUACUUUGGGUUUCAAAGGGUUGUUCAGUACUUUAUCAGUAAUUAUUGUAUUCAAAACACUACUAUUGUUAAGGGUAAUGAGUUUAGUCAUUUAAGGAGUUAUGUUUUACAGAAGAAUGUAGCUGCUGCUAUGGCUUUAUGCCAGUUGGAUGCUUCAAAGAGUUUGAGUGGCCGGACAGUUCGGGCUAAGAGUAUUGUUUCGGCCUUUUUACUUAACUUAAUGCGUUAUAAUGAUAAUACGGGCAAUCCUUAUGAAGAUGGUUUUUAUUUAGCUGAUAUAAUUACAGCCUUAUCUAUUGCCUUAGCUAGUGAUACGGCCGCAGAUGUAUCUCCUUUUGUAGCUGAGAUAGAAAAGUUAAGGAGAAGAGAUUUACUCUUCCCGAGUCAUCAAAAUGCCGUAACUUGUGCUUCUAUUAAGGCACUGGCUAGACUAGCUGUAGCUGGUCAUGUUGAACUUGAUUUUCAAAGAUUACUGACUUAUGCUAAACCGGGUAAUUUUCAUAAGGUCAGACUAGCUGCUUAUGAAGCUUUGAUUCUUUUGGGACCAUCUAGUGUCUUAGAAGCUGUACUUAAGGCUUUACCUGGGGAGACUCGAGUGAUAAGAUUGCAUGUUUUACAGAUACUCCGGGAUAGUUUAAGAUGUGCUGGUUUACCUGUUUUGAAAACAGCCCAGCAGAUUUCACCACUGAUUGCAGAAAUGGCUGAGAGUAAUACUCAUGAUAGUACAGCUACUAAGCUUUUUAAAGAGAUCUUAGCUUUGAUUGAUGGUCCGACUGAGAUUGCUGAAGAGGUAGAGGCUACUUCAGCUGCCCAUGAUAUGAGUGGAGAAGAAGGUCCACCUACUUUACGUUUAGUAGUGCGUUUAACUCGACCAUUGAUUGUUCGUUUACCUUUUAAGUCUUUACUUAGUCCGGUUGUAGUAGAUAUAGAUAAGCUUUAUACUAUCGAUAAUUUUAUCAAAGAACACUAUCUUGAUUUAAGUUUAGCCGAAGCCGAUCAAGCUUUAAUUCGUCGGGCUAAAACAGGUAAGGCAGCUACAACUAUUGCCCAGGCAGCUAAACGAGUACAAGCUCUUGGUCGAGUCAUGCCCACCCUAGAAGAUAUUCCCUUUAGUAUUGCUAGUCCAGCUAUUCCUUCUUUACGUGAUGUCCUGAUUAGUACGCCAGGAGUAGUUCAGAUGGUAGUUGAAGCUUGUCGGAGUCUCUUUCUUAGUGCCGGAUAUGAUUCUUCGGCUUAUAACAAUGCCAAGUACUUCUUAGCCGGAUUUGAAAGGGAUGCAGCUGGAUGUGCGCGACAGAAAGAUGUUCAGUUUACGGCGAUUGAUGCUGAAACGGCUAGUGGGCCAGGUCGGGCUCUUUUACUUAAGUAUGUUAAUCAAGUGAUUGCUUAUGACGAGCAUGGGGUCUUUUUAGCCCCGGUAGAUACGGAGAAUUUACGACCAAUGAAGUAUUUAGAGAUAGUAAGACGGCCGAAUGAUUUAGGAAGUAUUAGAGCGGGAUUAAGUACGGGAGCUUAUACUAUGGUUGAGUGUGUUUUAGCUGAUAUCUUACAGGUUUUUGAAAAUUGCAUGGUUUAUAAUGCCCAGGACUCAGAUAUUUGGCUAGUAGCUAAGGAUAUUCAUAGUCGGACGGUUCAGGAAGCCAAAGAUCUACUACGUCUUUUUUCACAACCAACUACUAUCGCUGCUCAAUUACAAAUUUUAGCCAAAGAUCUUAUCAGUGAUCAAAGAUUUAGUAUUUUUAGUCAACGAGUAGAUGCAACUGUCCAUCCUGAGUACUAUUCAAUUGUUAAAGAACCAAUGUGUCUAAGUACAGUUCAGGAACAUACCUAUAAUAACUACUACUUUAAUCUUAGCCAUUUUGAAACUGAUAUUCAAAAGAUCUAUCAAGCUAGUCUGGCUUAUAAUGGCCCACUUUCAGAGAUAACUCGUUUGGCUAAACUACUGACUACUACAGCUAUUGAAGCCCUCCGUAAGAAAUGGCCGUGGUAUAAACCGAGUACUACUAAGCGAGCACAUCCCACCCGUCGGUCUACCACUAAUUCUACUUCCACCACCUCAACCUCAUCCACUUCUACUCCCCAACCCAAUUCCUAG
Messenger RNA from Nematocida homosporus, 4002 nucleotides. RefSeq names its product transcription initiation factor TFIID subunit 2. Gene Ontology annotation, molecular function: RNA polymerase II general transcription initiation factor activity; chromatin binding; protein binding. Gene Ontology annotation, cellular component: transcription factor TFIID complex. The record is from RefSeq and is a predicted model, not a curated record. Lineage: Eukaryota; Fungi; Microsporidia. Gene Ontology annotation, biological process: transcription initiation at RNA polymerase II promoter. Bases 1 to 4002 code for a protein of 1333 amino acids. The transcript has a single exon.